Messenger RNA from Aethalodelphis obliquidens (Pacific white-sided dolphin), 2202 nucleotides. Its product is annotated as netrin receptor UNC5C. Lineage: Eukaryota; Metazoa; Chordata; Mammalia; Artiodactyla; Delphinidae. Bases 331 to 2124 code for a protein of 597 amino acids. The record is from RefSeq and is a predicted model, not a curated record. Gene Ontology annotation, cellular component: membrane. Gene Ontology annotation, biological process: netrin-activated signaling pathway; axon guidance. Gene Ontology annotation, molecular function: netrin receptor activity. The transcript has 11 exons.
CGCGGCGGAGCUGCGGCUGCUCCCGCUGCUGAGGGGAGCGGCGAGGUGGCCGCCCUGCGCCUUCCCGGACUUCCCAAGUGGGGGCAGAGCCGCCGCUCACGGAGCCGCCUGUUAGCAGGCACAGGGAAAGCGGGACCUCCAAACUCCUCCUCAGCGACUCCUCUCCACCCUCUUUUGGCCCCUGCCCUUGGAGAAAGUGGAGUGUGGCGCUCGGUCGUCGUUACUCCUUCAGACAGCUUCGCGGUGCACGGAUUCCGCUGCUGCCCGGUGGGGCUCUCCGCUGUCGGCGCUCCUCCGUAUGUGCCUCCCCCCGGCGCACCUCUGUCGACGAUGAGGAAAGGUCUGCGGACGACAGCGGCCCGCUGCGGACUGGGGCUGGGAUACGUGCUGCAGAUGCUCGUGCUACCUGCCCUGGCCCUGCUCAGCGCCAGCGGCACCGGCUCGGCCGCUCAAGAGGACGACUUUUUUCAUGAACUCCCAGAAACCUUUCCAUCUGAUCCACCUGAGCCUCUGCCACAUUUCCUUAUUGAGCCUGAAGAAGCUUAUAUUGUGAAGAAUAAGCCUGUGAACCUGUAUUGUAAAGCCAGUCCUGCCACCCAGAUCUACUUCAAGUGCAAUAGUGAAUGGGUUCAUCAGAAAGACCACAUAGUAGAUGAAAGGGUAGACGAAACCUCUGGUCUCAUUGUCCGGGAAGUAAGCAUUGAGAUUUCACGCCAGCAAGUGGAAGAACUCUUCGGGCCUGAAGAUUACUGGUGCCAGUGUGUAGCCUGGAGCUCGGCGGGUACCACCAAGAGCCGGAAGGCCUACGUGCGCAUUGCAUAUCUGCGGAAGACAUUUGAGCAGGAACCCCUGGGAAAGGAAGUAUCCUUGGAACAGGAAGUCUUGCUCCAGUGUCGACCACCAGAAGGGAUCCCAGUGGCUGAAGUGGAAUGGUUGAAAAAUGAAGACGUCAUUGAUCCUGUCGAAGAUCGGAAUUUUUAUAUUACUAUUGAUCACAACCUCAUCAUCAAGCAGGCCCGCCUCUCGGAUACUGCCAACUAUACUUGUGUUGCCAAAAACAUUGUCGCGAAGAGGAAAAGCACGACCGCAACUGUCAUAGUCUAUGUAAAUGGUGGCUGGUCUACCUGGACAGAGUGGUCUGUGUGUAAUAGCCGCUGUGGACGAGGGUAUCAGAAGCGCACAAGGACCUGCACCAACCCAGCCCCACUCAAUGGUGGUGCCUUCUGUGAAGGGCAGAGUGUGCAGAAAAUAGCCUGCACCACGUUAUGCCCAGUGGAUGGCAGGUGGACCUCAUGGAGCAAGUGGUCAACUUGUGGGACCGAGUGCACGCACUGGCGCAGGAGGGAGUGCACGGCACCAGCCCCCAAGAACGGAGGCAAGGACUGCGACGGUCUCGUCCUGCAAUCCAAGAACUGCACGGAUGGUCUGUGCAUGCAGAGUUUCAUUUAUCCUAUUUCAACUGAGCAGAGAACCCAGAAUGAAUAUGGAUUUUCUUCUGCUCCUGAUUCAGAUGAUGUUGCUCUGUAUGUUGGCAUUGUGAUAGCUGUGAUAGUGUGCCUGGCCAUUUCUGUAGUUGUGGCCCUCUUUGUGUAUCGGAAGAAUCAUCGUGACUUUGAGUCUGAUAUUAUUGACUCUUCUGCACUCAAUGGAGGCUUUCAGCCUGUGAACAUCAAGGCAGCAAGGCAAGAUCUCCUGGCAGUACCCCCAGACCUCACGUCAGCUGCAGCCAUGUACAGAGGACCCGUUUAUGCCUUGCAUGAUGUUUCGGACAAAAUCCCAAUGACCAACUCUCCGAUUCUGGAUCCACUGCCUAACCUGAAAAUCAAAGUGUACAAUACCUCAGGGGCUGUCACACCCCAAGAUGACCUCUCUGAGUUUGCAUCAAAGCUGUCCCCUCAGAUGACCCAAUCCUUGUUGGAGAAUGAGGCCCUCAACCUGAAGAAUCAGAGUCUAGCAAGGCAGACGGACCCAUCCUGCACUGCGUUUGGCACCUUCAACUCCCUCGGCGGUCACCUUAUCAUUCCCAAUUCAGGAGUAAGCAUGCUGGUUCCCGCUGGGGCCAUUCCCCAAGGGAGAGUCUACGAAAUGUAUGUGACUGUACACAGGAAGGAAAAUAUGAGGUAAAUAUGCUUUUUCUGGUGCACUUGACUUUAUCAAUGUCUGACUUGGAGGAGAAUUGUACAUGAGAAAGAAUAAACCCAA